Messenger RNA from Ectocarpus siliculosus, 2880 nucleotides. The record is from the annotation of a GenBank genome assembly. NCBI's taxonomy places the organism in Eukaryota, Phaeophyceae, Ectocarpales, Ectocarpaceae.
AUGAGGGCUUUCGUUGCCGCGGCAUCUGCGUUGUUGGCUGCUGGGGCUGUGUUUUCAGGACCGCUUUCGGCCAUUGCCGCUGUAAUUGUAGUUGUAGAAUCUGGCACUGUGACUACCGUCGAAGCGGAGGCAUCCCUGUUUGAUUCCCGCCUGGCGGUAGCUGGCGGGUGCGACCCGGCAGGGUGCUCUGGAGACAAGACCAGGGGUGAUACGAGGACGAGGACGAUGGACGUUUAUGUCGAUCAAGCCCUGCAAACGUCUUGGACCAGCUCCGGUACGACUAACGAAUUCGAGACCGUUGUGCUCGGCGUUACCGGGCAAACCGUCGAGCUACGUGGAGUGUUGGCCGACUCGGAAUGGCUCAGCAUCACGGAGGUGAAGGCUCUCGUCGAAGACGGUGCUACCGAUACCGAUGACAGCGAAUUCCAGAUUGAUUUUCCGUCCUGGGCCACUGAACUACCCCCUCUCCCAAACGCAACCUGGCGCCUCUUCCUUCCGCGUCACAACAUGUCAAUCAUGACGAGUGCGCAUGUCCGAGGAUCUCCCACUAACACCUCGUCGUUGCCUGCUCUUCCCUACAUCGUCCAGGUGAAGAUCAUGGUGCUAUCGGGCGACGGUCUCGCGCCGCCGCCCAGCCCUCCUACCACUACUCCCGCCCCUGUCUUCGCUCCCGUUGCCACUGCCACCCCCACGGUCGCUACCCCCGAACAACUCUGGUCUGCCAAGGAAAUCGGGACCCAAGAUACCACCGUCACGACUACGGCGGAUCUGUUCGACCCUGCCCUUGCCAUCGACAACGGAUGCGACCCGGCCGGAUGCACUGCGGCGCUCACAAGGGAUGGUGACACGGGAGAUGCCUCCCGCUGGUCUUGCGCCACCAACCUUGGUGGUGAAGGCGCCGUGUGCUCCAUCUCGUACGACCUCGGGCGAGAGUUUGGCCUCGAUGAGCUUCGCGUGGCGUUGUACAACGGAGACAUCAGGGUCAGGACAAUCGAUGUGUCAGUCGAUGGCGUGCUUGUCGCCACCUGGACCAGCUCGGGCACGACGGACGGCUUCGAGAGCAUCGCGUUUCCAGAUGGAGUUUCCGGCACGGUGAUCAACCUUCAAGGUGUCUUGGACGACUCGGAGUGGCUCAGCAUCAUCGAGACGGAGAUCAUGGUGUGGCCACAGAACGUCGUCACGCCUCCGCCCACCCCCGCCACCACCGCCCCUCCCGCUCCUGCUCAACCGGCGACGACGUCGCCGAUCCCUACUCCGGUAGGCGAUCUGCAACCCGUCGGUCUCAUACCCCUGGCUACUGGGGAUGGGUCGCUGCUUGACCGCUGUGCCGCCAAGGACGGAGACCUCUCAACCUCCUGGACUUGCACGGGCGACCCCAGAGAGGUUAGCCCCCAAGGCAUUCUGUACUACGAGUGCAGCCUCCUUUUCGACCUGGUGUACACCCGCCACAUCAAGCAAGUGAAAAUCGCUCUGGCCGACGGUGCCGAACGUGCGGUGGACAUGAGCAUCUCUCGCGGUUACGGUACGACCCCUGAGGAACUCGUGACCAGCUCGGGGACGACAGACGGCCUCGAGACGUACGACGUCGACUACAGGACUAGCAGUGUCAGGAUUUCCGGGGACUUUUCCUCCCCCGGGCAGUCUAUCUCCAUUUCGGAGGUUGAGUUCGUCGAAGAGGUGGUGGACGGCGAAGUCCUCCUCGAAACAAGCUACUUCGAUGAUUAUGAUUGGAAUUUCGAGCUGUCACUUUUCAACCGGAUCGGCGGCACGGACGAGCCGUACGCCACCCUCACGGGGUUGGAAAUCACGGGUACCGCGGAGUACCAAUCCAUCGACCUGACGGGAUUCGCCGGCCAGUACGUCACCUCCAUCGCAGUGCACGUGGAAGGCUCCGGAGGGUCCGAAUUCCCGCUGAUUGACGCUAGAAUCCUCGGCACCAAAAUCGACAACCCCACGGACACCUUCUACGUGGGGUCCACGUUCAUCCCGGAGUGGUACGGACACGGGGACCCGGACUUCGUGGGGCAGGGCACGGGCGACCAGAACGCAAUCAACGCCGCCAUUUGUGCCGUGAAGAAGGGGACCUACGACGGCGUGGACUGCGUCGGCAUGGAUGACAGUGCCACGGGCACGGUGGUUCUUGCCUUUGGCGAGUAUCACGUGGAUGGCAACAUCUUCAUGAAGUCUGGCGUCUUCCUCAAAGGCCGGUACCGUUUCGACGACUCCCCGUACAAUAUUGACAUCUUUCUGGAGGAAGGGGCACCGGGAAACACAGACGUCGACGCCAUGAUCGUCAUGGAUGGUAUCUCAGACGCCCGGAUCGGAGAUCUUUGGAUUCACGGGCUUUACGAUCCCGACACUAGCAACGACAGCCCCGCCGUACCUGGUUUAGGAUCGACCGGCGUCUCGAUUGUUGAUUCCCAGAACAUCACUUGCGCAGACACCUGGGUCGACUUCUGCGACGGUGACGCCAUGGUUGUGCGCUCCUCCAGCGUCGUGAACAUCGACGCCGGAUAUUACGACGAAUACAAGGCAACGGGGUGGCGGGUCUGCACAUCGUGGACUCCAACAACUUUACCUUCGAAGCCACCCAUCUACGUGGGAUCCCAGGGCCAAGUUGGCAGCCUUGAAGGACAACAGCCGAUCGAGGUCAUCGUCGAAGGCUCCAGUCUAAUAAAUUUCCAAGAAAUGUGGGUCCGGUCAGUCAACGAUCCUGUGAUGACGAUCAGCGAUAGCACGGCCGUAUCGUUCACCAAUGAUGGCUCCUACAGUGUCGCGUCCGGAACGUGCAUCAUUCAGACCGACGACCCCAGCACGGUAACGAUUGACCCCGAUGAAGACGAGCUCAUUCUGGAAGGCACAUGCUAUGUCAAGGUGUAA